AUGCUAAAGCUAUCAAAUGGCGAGAAAAUGGAAAUUCCUAAUGUCGUGAGAACGGUUAUCUCGUCGCGUCUCAUACAUCUGUAUCACACCUAUUGUAUAGAGACGAACUUCAAACCGCUCGGGAGAUCAACGCUUUUUAAUAUCCUUAAGGUAACGCCCUGUUUUAUUCUUUGGUUUUUACAUGCUGGUGAUUGCGCACUGUCGCGAGCAAAGUGUAUGUGAAAUGAAGAUCAGCGUUAGUUGUGGGUUUUGUUUCCUUGGUGAUAGGCUGUUACUAUCACACUUUAAAUAAAUACUAAAUCAGAAAUGUUUUGAACUUCAGAUGUGCACCGCCUCGCAGAAAAAGUCAUCGGCGGGUCUGGACAGCACGCAGACGGAUGGUGUCAAUGCAGUCGCCUCCCUAGAGGAGAUAAUUGAUUUUCUGAAGGAAAUUGCUGAGAAUGAUGACGAUGUAUCUAUAUUUGUGGCUUUUUAACAGUAUUUUCUGAGGGGAGGUAGUCCAGGGCUCACCAUGGAAGGGAGAAUUUGAGUAUGUUAAGGUUGAGAGAAAGUUUAGAGAAGUCUCACCCUCUCUGACUAUGAAGCCAUCUUUACAUUCUAACACCCGAUUCAUUCAAAACCUGCAUAUGCUUAAAAGCUACGACCGUUUUCAUUUGCGUGCCUGCAUAAUCAGCGCUAGGGAUUGUUGAAAUUCAGGUCAGUUUUGAAAUAGGAACCAUUGCUCUUGUAAGUGUCCUUAUCUACGUGGUCCUCCUUGAAACUUGCCCUUUUGCUUAUAAUCAUUGACGUCUCAUGGAUUGCACAUGCUAUUAAGGGCACACGAGCGUUUACAACCAAUGUAUUCCUCUUAAUGCAGGCCUUCAAGAUGAUAAGGCAAGAGAAAUUGCCUCACGUCUGCGAGCUGGUAAACGCUAUCUGUCCACCGACUUUAAGCUGCACAUUUCAAGCACAUUUUCAAUUGUGCAGAUCAUUGCAGUGUAUACACGCUGAGUAGCGAUGAAGCUGAGUAGCGAUGAAGCUGAGUACCGUGAAACCUGUUCACAUCAGCACAGCAUCGGCUGUGAGGUCUUUUUCUUUAUGAGUAUAUCCCACAUUUUGCAAUCAAAAAUUGAAUUUUACCAGCAAAUAGUAGAAUGCCGUCAUAUACAUUGAAUUUUGUUGUUACUUAUAUUCUCUUUCUCUCCAUAACAACAAAGAGAAACAGGAGGAACUCCAGCAUGACCUCUAAUCGGCCAUACCAAAACUUGAAGGAUGGAAGUCGCACAUUGUACGAUCUGUUCACCAAGAUGCUGCAAAGACUGCUGCUGUCGAUACCCUUUCACAAAGCAGCGUGUUUUUAAUCAUGAAUUAG
Molecule: messenger RNA, 1351 nt
Organism: Pocillopora meandrina
Lineage: Eukaryota; Metazoa; Cnidaria; Anthozoa; Scleractinia; Pocilloporidae
Source: the annotation of a GenBank genome assembly